Messenger RNA from Penicillium samsonianum, 1032 nucleotides. RefSeq lists its product as uncharacterized. The record is from RefSeq and is a predicted model, not a curated record. The transcript is spliced from 2 exons. Lineage: Eukaryota; Fungi; Ascomycota; Eurotiomycetes; Eurotiales; Aspergillaceae. The coding region runs from base 1 to 1032 and encodes 343 amino acids.
AUGGUAUCCACCGACUUCGCACAUCGGCGUAAAGGCCAGUUGACAGGGAAACUGCAGCGAUCGACAAGGGACCUUGUCGGUCGUUCAACAGCCAUGUGGGAUAAUUCAAAAUAUCGCUACCAUCAAUCGACAAUGGAAAUAUGGCACAAAUCAGCAGACUCAUUAAAUGGUUCGAAGGAUCGGUGUCAUCAGUCGGUUAAAUUGAUGCUCUAUCGAUCGGUGUCAAAAUGGAAUCAAUCAGCAGAUCAGUUACACCGAGUCGCUCGUAUUGAAGACACGAAACAGCAUGUUCCAGCGCGCGAUGGGCAAACCCAAGAGCAAACCCCCCACAAUCACGAUUUUACUCACGGGAACUCAACUCGCAAUCAACAAACUCAUCUCCAAACCCCAAGACUACUGAAAUCAAUCAUAUCUGCCUCGGUCACUGGACCUUCACUAUCUACGGAGGAGCAGAUCGAAGAGUUUUACGAAGCAACUGUACUCGUCAAUUCCACGGCGAAGCAGACAAGACAGUUGCGUGAUGACAAAAGAACAGACCUGGGCGAGAUCGAGCUUGAGUGGAUCAACUCGACCAUCAACGAUGCCGAAAAUGCCGCCAACGAUUUAGCUGCAUUUGCGAAUCAAUUUAAACAAAUCAGCCACCAAAACCGCAGCGGUUGGAAGCGUCGUGACUAUGAAGUUGCCCUGAAAAAGGAAUCCCACAUGCUUCUUUCUCAUGGCAAACUCAGGACGGUUCUUAGCCACCUUGGCUCACUACAAACCACUUUGGGCAAGGAUAAAGCAUUUUUCUCUCCACCUAAGGUUUCGACAGUCGCUUCUCCAAUUUCGGAACUUCCAUGUGAGACGAGUGUCAUAUCUGUUUUCGGGCUUCAAUGCUUGUCACCCUUGAAAACCGAGCGACCUAUACCGAAAAUCAUCGUGACACAAUAUGAUGGUGAUUAUGACGAUAAUGAGAUAUACUCCCAUACCGAUGAAAGUCCUCCCCCAAGCUACGAUGCAAGUGGUAUGAACAGGAUGGCAGAGUUACGGUGA